Caenorhabditis sp. 36 PRJEB53466 is the source of this 2293-nucleotide messenger RNA. NCBI's taxonomy places the organism in Eukaryota, Metazoa, Nematoda, Chromadorea, Rhabditida, Rhabditidae. The record is from the annotation of a GenBank genome assembly.
AUGACAAUCAAGUACAAGAGACACCCCCACCCAAUCGGCUUUUCCAUCUCCGAUCCACUUCCCCAUCUCGACUCGGAUUCGUGUCCAUUCGACAAAGGAUCAUCUUCUGAAACCAUGACUGUUCCGCUUCAAAAUCGACUGCUCAAAGCUCUUCUUGUGAUCGUCUUUGUGAGCUGUGGCCUUCUGCUCGGGACCACGUACCGAGUACAGAGUAUUGAUGAUUCGCUUGCUCAAGGUCAGACAAAGACCCUCUUUAACUUGAGUGUUGAUGCCAACGAUCGUAAGUUCCUCCCUUUAGCGCAUAGUUUAGCACAAUGAGCACUGAGUUUACAGCAACGUUGACAUACAUCGCAGUCGGCGGUGGAAUAGUUCAAAUGUCAAAGUUUCACAAGGAAAACUUUACAUAUGUGGAGCAUGAGGACCCAAAGUUUUUGAUGAAAUCGUGUGUUCAGGCGAGCUUCAAUCUUUAAUAACAGUUUCAGAUUCACAUGUAAAGUUGAAGAAUGGAACAAAGUUCACACAGAUCGAUUACCGAACGCCGAAGAGCACGCAGAGUGGAUGAGAAGGAAUAUUAGCAGAAAGGUAUGUGUUUGAAAGUCUAUAUCUCGAGAACUAUUCAUUUUUUGAAAAAGAUAGUGUUUCUUCUAAACAGUACUUUUAGUGUCAGUUCUGAAACAUUUUCACCUAGUUACAAUCUUUUACGAUCCAGAAUUCGUCCUAAAGUAACGACGAAUAGUACCUCCAAAGAACGUUUCCUUUUCAGAAUUACCUGUAUCACACAUCUCCAAGUCCGUUUGCCGCCUUCGUCCACGAUGAACAUAUCACGGUUACGCUGAGCGCCGAAAAUAUGUUUGGGUGAGUACCAUUUACAGUUAUCGCUAAAAAAAGAAGUUAUUUAUCUCACAGAAAGACGGUCUUCUGCCGGUACUACGACUGCAACCGCCGGGAACUGCCCGAGGUGUUCCAGUCGCGAGUGUUCCCCGAGUCGACAGUCUAUUGCGGGCGACGAAUCGGAGCAAAGUUCGUCUCGAUCACGCAGGGGGUUGAUGACGUGGCAGAGCCGCCGGUGCCACUUCACAGUCGAAUCACUCAUGGCGGACCGCAGCACUAUUUCACAGUUUGUAUGGCGACGCUCUACGGGGAGGAGCCGAAGUUUGUGCAAAUUGUGGACUUUAUCGAGCAUCACAAACUGCAAGGCGCCACCUUCUUCCACAUUUACCUGCGAAACGUGUCGGCUUACGAUCGGAUGCUCCUGGAUGACUACGUGCGAACCGGUGAAAUCGAGUUGAUCGUGCUGAAUGACAAGUACUGGAGGGCCGAUUUCAUGUGGCACAUGAUGCAGAUCAAUGUCAGCUUGAUGUCUUCCGGAACUCCACAAAAACUGGAUCUUUUAGGAUUGUCACAUGAGAAAUGUCAACUUUGCAAAGUGGACCGCACUUCUCGACAGUGACGAGCGGUUGGAAAUGAGGAUGGACAAUUGGAGAGUGGUGGACUAUCUUGAGUAAGUACAUACCUUUCUAAAGCAAGACGGUCCCUAUCAGUUUUUCAGCACAAUCACCAAUCCGAACGUGAACAACCUGCAGUUCAGUGUUCAGUGGGUUCUCAAGGAUGAGGGCUCGCCCGCCAGAUUCGAGAAUGACUCGCAAUUUGUGCAAAAUCUCGUGUUCCAACGCUUCCAUAAUACGUCGAGGAUUGCCAACUAUUGGGUGCAGCCGAAAAGUGUCAUUCGUCCGGAGAGGGUAGGGAUAUCGAAAAGUUGUCAACUGAUGAGUUGCUCAAAAAGACAUUGUGUACACUUUCUCAGUUGACAACUUUUCUAUAACUCCACUGACAGCAGAGAUGCACUGCUUUGAAUAGACACUACGUAUUAGUGUGUCCUCUCUUUUCCAGAUCGCCGCAAUGACAAUCCACGCGCCGUUGGCAGUAUACAAAGGAUUCAUCAAAACGUUUGUGAACAGCACAAUCGGAGUCAUCCGGCACUACCGAAACAUCGAGGGAGGCGCUCUGAUCAACAAUAAUCAUCGGGCGUUCGAGAUGGGACCGUACAACACGACACAUCUGGAGCCGGACUUUGAGAAGAAGUUAACUGACGCGGUGAGCUCUCGAGUACCAUUUCAGCCCUAAUUUAUACAUGAUUCACUUUCAGUGUUUACGGCGAGUGAAACAAGUGUACGAUACGGUCUCUUAUUCUUGUGACAUGAUACAGGAAAUGUACCAUAUUCACGGACUGACCCAUGCGUGUUAUAUCCAACAAUUACGGGAGAAAAAGCGGAAGAGGAAGACUCUCAUCUAG